CACACAUUUGCCGUGUGCCUCGCCUUCCAAUCUUUCUCACGACUUCACGACCAAACUAACCUUUUCAGCCGUCGACAACACCACAACACCGACAACAUGGGUAGACUUCACAGCAAGGGCAAGGGCAUGUCUGCCUCCGCCGUCCCCUACUCUCGCGCCGCUCCCGCCUGGUUGAAGACCACCCCCGAGCAGAUCGUCGACCAGAUUUGCAAGCUCGCCCGUAAGGGUGCUACCCCCUCUCAAAUUGGUGUCAUCCUCCGUGACUCCCACGGCAUUGCCCAGGUCAAGAUUGUCACCGGUAACCGCAUUCUGCGUAUCCUGAAGUCGAACGGUCUUGCCCCCGAGCUCCCCGAGGACUUGUACAUGUUGAUCAAGAAGGCUGUCGCCGUCCGCAAGCACCUUGAGCGCAACCGCAAGGACAAGGACUCCAAGUUCCGCCUCAUUCUCAUCGAGUCCCGUAUCCACCGUCUUGCCCGUUACUACAAGACCGUCGGCAUCCUCCCCCCUACCUGGAAGUACGAGUCCGCCACUGCCUCCACCAUCGUCGCUUAAGCUGGGAAACCCGUGACGUUGUUGAUGAUUUGUUAUGGUGGAUUUUCCCUAGUCUUGGAGUUUGGGAACACUUUUCAGGAACACAAAAACAUGCAUUUAGAGCCAUGAAUCUUCGGUUAGGCGAAAGCCAACCAACUCCGGUAGUUGAGUGCUGAGAAUAAAAAAAAGCAAAUUCUACCAACCUCAAAAAACUGAAUACCCAAAA
This is a messenger RNA of [Torrubiella] hemipterigena, 757 nucleotides long. NCBI's taxonomy places the organism in Eukaryota, Fungi, Ascomycota, Sordariomycetes, Hypocreales, Clavicipitaceae. The record is from the annotation of a GenBank genome assembly.